AUGGCCUUGCCCCUUGUCAAAUGCGCGCUUUAUAGCUACAAAUUCAUUCGCUUUUUCCUCGCUUUCGUCUGGAUAUUGUGCCUCUACGACAUGACCCAGGACUGGAAGCGCGAUGUAGGAUUUGCUGCGACAGGCUUGGCAUGGUUUUUGAGCCUAAUCGGAUGGCGACUUCUGAGAGAGCGGAAAACAUUCUGUGGAUUUUACCGUCGUAAAUGCCUCGCCACUAUUGCGGUUUGCGGUCUCGUUUUCGUACUGUGGUCGAUCGCGUUCGGCUUAUUCCUGGCUACCUAUCUACAAGAUGGUCCCCGUAUCAAAUUUGGGGCAGGCUCAGUUGGUGGCUCAAUUAUGACUCUUCCUCUCUUAUGCGUGACCCUCUCGGCGGGAGAGGUAUUUGUGAUCACGCCGGACACUCUUCGUAUGUGCGAAGGUGUGCCCAACCACUAUAUACCCGUCAUAAGAGGAAGGACAAGAAACAUCUUUGAUGGGGAUCCCAAACGGCUCGAAGAUGAUGAGAUGACACAUGGUAUCCUCCUCGAAACUGGCCAGGUAGGACUUCUGGAAGCUCGCUUCAACCAUGAUGAGUCUUUACGGCUCUCGAAUUUUCGCGAGGAGAGGUUGAGAUUUGAGUAA
Glarea lozoyensis ATCC 20868 is the source of this 630-nucleotide messenger RNA. RefSeq lists its product as uncharacterized. Lineage: Eukaryota; Fungi; Ascomycota; Leotiomycetes; Helotiales; Helotiaceae. Bases 1 to 630 code for a protein of 209 amino acids. The transcript has a single exon. The record is from RefSeq and is a predicted model, not a curated record.